This is a messenger RNA of Aspergillus alliaceus, 2016 nucleotides long. RefSeq lists its product as uncharacterized. The coding region runs from base 1 to 2016 and encodes 671 amino acids. The transcript has 2 exons. The record is from RefSeq and is a predicted model, not a curated record. NCBI's taxonomy places the organism in Eukaryota, Fungi, Ascomycota, Eurotiomycetes, Eurotiales, Aspergillaceae.
AUGGUCCGGGUGGAAGGAGUACAGCUGCCUGUCACUGGGGACACCGCAAACUUCUUCUGGCAAAGCUUCGUGGAUUUGGGCCUGAAACAAGAAGUUAUCCUAAAGGAGUUGACGGACUACGCAUUUGAGUUAUGGGUUAAAACAGGGAAGCGAUGGAACAGGCUCUAUGAGAGUAUUGUUGGAGGGUUCCUCGAGCGUGAUUUGACUCAACAGGCAGUGGAGUGGCACAAACGGCUUCGAGAUCCUCACCUACCCUGCCCGAACGAUAUCAUACGCAUCCUUAGACCUGCCAUCAGCGCAUCCAACAAAUUUUGCACCACGGCGGCUAUUCCGUGGAAGCGCGAACGUCAUAUGAUCCCCGCAGGGUUAAGGGCUUUCGAGAAUAUCUGCCGUGCUACGCAUGGGCAUCAGAUAUACGGCCAGACUAUAUCCAUGGUACUGCAGAGUGACUGGGUCGACCAUAUCUUCCGAAUACAUAAAUUAUUGAUUGUGCGAGGCGACCACCCACAGUCCUAUGAGGAAGUUCAGCCGCUACUAGAGUACACUAAAGGGUAUGGUUCUCCUCAAUUCUUUCAGAGACUCCACCGGUAUGCUAGAAGUCGGUUUCCCGACCAAGUGGAGGCCACCUACGAAGAUGACCCUCUCCCAGAGGAUGUGUCGGCAGAGCAGCCAGAGGACCAACAACCGGAACCAAGUGGGAAAGCUUGGCUCGCGGAGAAGCCUUUCAAGGAUGACUUCGGUGCCAGGCUUUUUGCUACCAAAGCUCUUAGGUUUGACAUGAUCCUUUCUGGACUACGAAUGUUUGGCGUAACAGCCAUUGGGCCACAGUCGCUACGCGAAAUGGCUAUCCGAGCGCAUGGGUGUCAAGAUAUAGUUUCCAAACUCCAGGAACUUCAAAAAGCAGGGAUUUCCAUAGGCGAUAGUGUAUUCGCACGACUCCUCCGCAAAUUAGCGACGGAAAACCGCGACAUCCUUUUGUCCGAUUUGCUUCGCAGCGACCAGCAUCCGGACGUCCUAGAGGACGCUCAGCUGCAAGAGUCCUUGCUGUUAUCGUACUACGUUGCUCGCGACUGGCGUCAGUACAACAUGACCCUGGGAAUCCUUGGCCAGAUCUUCGAAGAUGAAUCUGAUCUAGCUAACGUUCAUUUUCGAAAAUAUUUGGCAGCGGGAGAUUGGAAAAUGGCCACUCAAGUUGUUGAUAAUAUGGCCCUUCGCGGCGGGACGCUGUCUCAGGACAGCAUUGACUAUAUCGCCGAACAUGUUCUCAUUCCCCGCGCUCCAGGAAAGGCACCAAGACGUGACGAUCUCUCCACUGCAAAAGAAGUCCAAUUUGUUUCGCGCGCCUUGCAGCGCGGUACUUCCAAUGGUGACUUGGCAGUUACUGAGCUCUGGAUUGAGGUGCUGAAACGCCUCGGAAUGCUCAACCUCUGGGAUGAUCUUCGGAAUUGCUGUCUAUGGUUGGCCCGUCAAUAUUCUUCUAAGUCGAAUAUGACCCGAUCUAUCGUCUCGUACCCAAAGAGAUCGCAACGGGACAUGGUUGCCCUGUCCCAGCAGCAUGGGGAUCCCUUCCUCCGGAAGAUAUUCAGUCGACAGAUGCAGGCCGCCAUUAUUGCGUGGGGUUUUAGGACGCGGGUAUCUCAACAGCGCAAGUGGAUUGCCAUCCAUGGAAACGCAUACGAAAGCCUUAUUCCCUGGCUCUCGGUGGCAUGGGUCCGUCGGGCUUGCCGGCAUCGCUUGGCAGUACUUUACGGGCGGAGCAGCCUAGUCAAUCGCCGUAUGAACCGCAUGUUACGGCAAGAGAAUCCUUACAGUGUCGUGCGAGUCCUCGAAGAUAUCAACCUUGCAUGGGGAGAGCCAUACUUGUUUGGGGACCGGGAAAUCCGCGAUGCUGAUGGGAUAGUCAACCCUCCUAACCGGACAAGGCGGAGAAGGGUUAAAAAGAUGAGGUCAGCUUACCUUCAGAGGGUCCAGCUUUCUCAGAUGAAAGAAGUGUAUAGUAGUAAAGCGCAGAACUAG